GCGGCCCGGCAACCGCUGGAGUAGCGCCGCCUUUGUUCGGAGCGCGCGUCCCUGCGGUGCCCGGCGCUCGGCCGGCGCCCGGUCCAUGCGGCUGGGGGCCUGCGCGUGGGCUCCGAGCGGAGGCGGCGGCGCCGGGCGGCAUGCGAUGGGGAACUGCUGCUGGACGCAGUGCUGCGGGCUGCUCCGCAAGGAAGCGGGGCGGCUGCAGCGCGCAGGCGGGGGAGGAUCCAAGUACUUUAGAACAUGCUCUAGGGGUGAGCACUUGACUAUAGAGUUUGAGAAUCUAGUAGAAAGUGAUGAAGGAGAGAGCCCAGGAAGCAGUCAUAGGCCUCUUACAGAGGAAGAAAUUGUUGACCUACGAGAGAGGCAUUAUGAUUCUAUUGCUGAAAAACAGAAAGAUCUUGAUAGGAAAAUCCAGAAAGAGUUAGCCUUACAAGAAGAGACGCUAAGACUAGAGGAAGAAGCUUUAUACGCUGCACAGCGUGAAGCAGCCAGGGCAGCAAAGCAGCGAAAGCUCACGGAGCAAGGAAGGCGGAGAGUUGUGCAUCAGUAUCACCACCCCAGCAAUGGUGACCAUCCGAGCUCAGGACCAGAAGAUGACUUUGAAUCUUGUAUGAGAAAUAUAAAAUCCCAGUAUGAAGUUUUUCGAAGUAGUAGACUCUCCUCAGAUGCCACAGCACUGACACCAAAUACAGAAAGCAGCAGUGACUUAAUGACCAAGACAAGAUCCACCAGUGGAAAUGACGACAACACGUCCUUAGACCUGGAGUGGGAAGAUGAGGAAGGGAUGAACAGAAUGCUUCCUGUGCGGGAACGCUCCAAGACAGAGGAGGACAUCCUUCGGGCCGCUCUGACAUCCAGCAGCAGGAAGACCGGAAGUAACCCCACGUCCACCUCGGAGGACUCCAACGGGCUGGAGUGGGAGAACGACUUCGUCAGUGCCGAAGUGGAUGACAAUGGCAAUUCCGAGUACUCCGGCUUCGUAAACCCUGUGUUCGAACUGUCCGAUUCUGGCAUAAAACAGUCGGACGCCCAUCAGCAGAUUCGAUAGUGUAGAACUGUUUGAGCCUGUUCAUCAGUUCUGACCAAAGGUUAAAAACCAACCAGAAUGUAGCUGUGGUUGCUGAGCCUUGUGUCGGGGUGAGGAGCCGUGCUGUGAGUGUCCUUUUAUGAGAAAGUGUAAGAGUGUAGGAUAGAUCCGAAUUGCUUCAGAAUUAAGUGCAAUUUUAUCAUCUGCCUUCUGCAUUGUAAGACCAAUUUAAUGUCAUGUUAUCAAUUAAAUUUCUAUUAACUCUUUACAGCAUCCCUGUUCACUCUUGUAGAUUUUCUCAUUUUAAAAAUCUUUAUUAAUUUUACUUUGAAUGCUUUCCCAAGCCUAUUUCUCUAUCUAUUGUGAAAAUCUGACAGUAUUUUUUUGUGAAUGCUCAGCAGAUGUGAAGGGAGCGUGAGGAGGGAUUGUCAGGUUCAGACUUAGGACAGUUUCCCUUUCCUACCAGUGUUUAUUCUAGGACUUCUUAGAAUUCUGUUCUCUAAUAGGAAGCACAAUUGAUUUGAGUAGAUGACCUAAGAAAUGCUGAAGGAUCACUUUCUUUCUCAUUUGUUACAUAUGCUAGUAUGAUGAUACCGAUUCAGUCUGAACAAAAUAUCAAAAAUAAUAAGCUUUCAGAGUUUGAACAUUUUAAGUCGGUAAUAAUAAAUAUUUUUAAAAUCCAUUUAGGAUUUAUACUUCUUUUAUAUGCAAAUAUAUUGAUUUUAAAUUGAUAUAUUAAGUUUUCAGGUGUCAUUUUUUUACUUCUGUAUUUCCAGUGAGUGAUCUUAGAAAGAUUUCACACAGAACAUUAUUCUCUGAAUGACUUAAGAAAGGAAAAUGUAAAAAGGUAAUACGGGUAUUUCAAAGUAAAUAAAAGCCUUUCUGGUAUGAAAGGCCCUGAUUUAUUACACUCUCCUUUGCCUUGGAGCACGAGGUGCUCUGAGGGGUGGAAGCAGCGUGUCACUACGUAUAACUGCAUUUUGUGAUGGAAAUUCAGCUCUCUUUGCCCUGAAGUUUACGCAUCGAUAGGAAAGUGGAAGAUGUGAAACACCCUAACUGCUUUCCUUGAUUUUGCUGAGGAUUGAGUGUGAGUUUAGUUAGCCAACUCUUUCUGUUUUCCUUCUCUUGCAACAGUGACAGUGCAUGUUCUCAAAAAUACAGGACGGUCCAGAAAUAAAUGGUAAUUUAAAGUUCUUGCUGUAUUAAAAAAUCACAUGGACUUUCAAUAUUUGAACUGCUAGGCAAUGACAACUGUAGUUUUAUUUUGUCCUUUUUUUAAUCUCAUAGAAAUAAAUGACACUUUAAUAUGUAAAUACAGUAACUAGCUAAUGCUGUUAUUUAUGUCAACUUAAGUUGCAGCUGUGUCCCUGGAAACCCUUAAAGGUUCUCUGUCCACAUUGCCUGUGUGAUGCUUUCUAAGGUUUAUAUACAUCAGAUGUAUAUUUUUGGUUGGCAUAAGCUACUAUUGUAAUUGUUUUUGGUUCAUAAAGAAUUUUCUGAUGGAAUGGUAACUUCUCAAGGACUGUGAAUAAACACAUUUUUACAUUUAAAAAUAAA
Messenger RNA from Heterocephalus glaber (naked mole-rat), 2587 nucleotides. It is a transcript of the gene Ap1ar, whose product is annotated as adaptor related protein complex 1 associated regulatory protein. Gene Ontology annotation, biological process: negative regulation of substrate adhesion-dependent cell spreading; regulation of Arp2/3 complex-mediated actin nucleation; negative regulation of cell motility. Gene Ontology annotation, molecular function: AP-1 adaptor complex binding; kinesin binding. Gene Ontology annotation, cellular component: endosome. The record is from RefSeq and is a predicted model, not a curated record. NCBI's taxonomy places the organism in Eukaryota, Metazoa, Chordata, Mammalia, Rodentia, Bathyergidae.